Molecule: messenger RNA, 2054 nt
Organism: Colletotrichum phormii
Lineage: Eukaryota; Fungi; Ascomycota; Sordariomycetes; Glomerellales; Glomerellaceae
Product: general substrate transporter
Exons: 7
Coding region: 158-1810 (550 amino acids)
Biological process (GO): transmembrane transport; carbohydrate transport
Cellular component (GO): membrane
Molecular function (GO): carbohydrate:proton symporter activity
Source: RefSeq, a predicted model, not a curated record
UUAAGAAUCUAGAUUUGAAUCUUAUAUAAGUACUACCUUUGUGACCUCCCCGGGCCCUAAAGUUUCCCUUUGGACUUUUUCUGCUGAUCUUCUGUUCUAGACAUUGAAGCAGCAUGCCUGUACAACUUUCAGGAGAGAAACAAGACAUUAUACCAAAAUGUCAAGUCCAACAGGUCCCCUCGCGAAGUACAAUGCCGCCAACAAGCUCUACAAGAGCUCGCUGCUCAACGCAGUCUGCUUCGUGGCUUCCUUGAGCGUGUUCUUCUUCGGCUACGACCAGGGUUUAAUGGGCGGCGUCAACACUGCACGUAAUUAUGCUGAACUAAUGGGAUUUGGUCACUGGGACGAGCAGCAAAAGAUUGUGGUUGUUGAUAAGCCGUUGUUGCAAGGGGGCAUCGUUGCCGUUUACUACCUUCCCGGAACGCUCGCGGGGUGCUUGAUAGGCGGCUGGUUCGGUGACAGAUACGGGCGCCUCAAGACUAUUGCCGUCGCAUGCAUCUGGUCUAUCUGCACUGCGGCUCUUCAAUCCGCUGCGCAGAAUGCGGAUUGGAUGUUUUGUCCACGAGUCUUGAACGGCAUUGGCACCGGCAUGUUGAACGCCAUCACCCCAGUGUGGGCAACAGAAGUAGCUUCUCAUACAUCUAGGGGGAAGUUUGUCGCCAUAGAAUUUACUCUCAACAUCUUUGGCGUUGUUGUCGCAUACUGGCUACAAUUCGGCACGUCAAAGUACAAGGACGCCACAUCAUCCUUUGUCUGGAGGUUUCCAAUCGCAUUCCAAAUCAUCCCUCUGAUCGCCCUCUUCAUCAUGAUCUGGUUCAUGCCGGAGUCUCCAAGAUGGCUCGCCAAGGUAGGCCGAGAAGAGGAGGCCAGGUUUAUCCUGGGCAGACUCCGCGGAAACGAGGGCGAGGAUGGGAAGGCCGCAGAGGCAGAGCUGCAGGAGAUCCUCAGCAUUAGAAACCUAGAACACGACACCGCCAAGCAGCAGAGCUACUUUGCCAUGCUCUUUGGGAUAGGCUCGGGCAAACUGCACACCGGCCGUCGUGUUCAGCUUGUUAUCUGGCUUCAGAUUCUCCAAGAGUGGGUAGGUAUUGCGGGAAUCACGAUCUACGGGCCUACGAUCUUCUCGAUUGCUGGCAUCAGUUCGGAGCAGCGCCUUUGGGUGAGUGGUGUGAAUAACAUCACUUAUAUGUUUGCGACGUUGAUUUGCGUGUUCACUAUAGACCGCAUUGGUCGACGUUGGACACUGUACUGGGGUGCUGUUGCGCAGGGGAUAUGCAUGUUCUGCGCCGGAGGCCUAGCAAGAGCAACUCUCAAUGCUGAUCCCGGCAACCGUUCAGGACUGGGUGGUGCCGCUACCUUCUUCGUCUUCCUAUAUACCGCGGUCUUUGGUGCGACUUGGUUGACGGUCCCCUGGUUAUACCCCGCGGAGAUUUUCCCCCUGCAAGUACGUGCCAAGGGCAACGCUUGGGGUGUUGUUGGAUGGUCGAUAGGCAAUGGAUGGACGGUGCUUCUUCUCCCUAUAAUCUUCGAAAAGCUCAACGAAAAGACGCUGUACCUCUUUGGCGCCGUCAACUUCAUAUCCCUCGUUGUUGUUUGGGCACUCUACCCGGAGUCAAACCAACGCACCUUGGAGGAAAUGGAUCUCGUCUUUGCCAGCGAUAGUAUCUGGGCAUGGGACGCUGAGAAGGAGUUUGCCAAGAUCAAGGCCGAGAAUCCUUCCCUCGUUCACUCGGCACACAUGGGCCACGGCGUUGUCGACCCUGAAACGAGUGCGAAUCCAGCCAAGAUGGACAAUGAUCAUAAGGAGUAGGCAACGUUGCUUUGAGAUCCAUUCACUUUCCACAUGACUCAAGAUGAAGACGAGCCUCAGACGAGUAUCACAGCUCUUCCUUUUAGAUGAAUUUUGGUGUUGAUACCCGAGAACUUGGUGUAUCUAGGCUUAUAGCAUCACAAGCAGCAGACUAUUCACCAUCAAAGGUGACAGCUAACAUCAAUCAGGCAGGCCAUAGAACUUGAAGGAUGUUUGGUACAUGUACUUAGUAAAGAGAGGCUAU